CGCUUCCACAAGCCCCAUCACCUCUGGAAGAUCGCGACGCCCUUCGCCAGCCACGCCUUCCACCCCGUCGACGGCUUCCUGCAGAGCCUGCCCUACCACGUCUACCCCUUCCUCUUCCCCCUGCACAAAGUCACCUACUUGGGCCUCUACAUCUUUGUCAACGUCUGGACCAUCUCCAUCCACGACGGCGACUACCGCGUCCCCCGCCUCCUGCGGCACGUCGUCAACGGCUCCGCCCACCACACCGACCACCACUUGUACUUCGACUACAACUACGGGCAGUACUUCACCCUCUGGGACAAGAUCGGCGGCUCCUACAAGAGCCCCACGGCCUUCGAG
Messenger RNA from Leptosomus discolor (cuckoo roller), 339 nucleotides. The record is from RefSeq and is a predicted model, not a curated record. Lineage: Eukaryota; Metazoa; Chordata; Aves; Leptosomiformes; Leptosomidae.